AUCCUACAAGAGAAUUCUGCUCCCAAAAGCCAUAAUGCCAGUAUUCCAUAAUUCCACUUCUCCUACUUUCUUCUUGACGGGGGUCCCUGGACUUGAAUGGGCCCAUGUCUGGAUCUCCAUCCCCAUCUGCUGCCUCUAUUUAACUGCCCUUUCUGGGAAUACCCUGAUCCUUUUUGUCAUCCUCACUGAGCCAAGCCUCCAUGAGCCCAUGUACUAUUUCCUCUCCAUGUUGUCCACCACUGACAUUGGCUUAUGCAUCUCUACACUGGUGACAGUGCUGAGAAUAUUGUGGAUCAAUGCUCAGGAGAUCAGCUUCAAUGCUUGUUUAUCACAGAUGUUCUUCAUUCACCUCUUCACUUUCAUGGAAUCUUCAGUGCUCCUGGCUAUGGCCUUUGAUCGUUUUGUGGCCAUUUCUAACCCCUUAAGAUAUGUUACCAUUCUAACUCAUGCAAGAAUCGCACAGAUUGGUUUGGCAGUCAUUACCAGGGGGACUGUCAUCUUGACACCUCUAAUCAUACUUCUUAAGCAACUGUCAUUCUGCCGCAGCCACGUGCUCCGCCACUCUUACUGUUUCCACCCUGAUGUGAUGAAACUCUCAUGUUCAGACACAAAGAUCAACAGUGCGUUAGGAUUAACUGCAAUCAUCUCUACUGCCGGAGUGGACUCCAUCUUUAUUGUGCUCUCCUAUCUGCUGAUCAUUCGCUCAGUUCUCAGCAUUGCAUCCACAGAGGAGAGGAAGAAGGCCUUCAGCACCUGCAUUUCUCAUAUCACUGCUGUUGGCAUAUUCUAUGUCCCUUUGAUCAGCCUGUCCUUUGUUCACAGAUUUGGAAAACAUGCCCCACCCUAUGUGCCCACCCUCAUUGCUAACGUAUACUUGCUCAUCCCCCCUGUGAUGAAUCCCAUCAUCUACAGUGUGAAAACAAAGCAGAUUCAGAAAGCUGUGCUCAAAUUUGUAUGUUCCAAGGGAAUUCAUAUUUAACAUGUACUACUCCUAAAGACUUAUUUCACAGUCUAGAAAAUUUACCACAAGCUGGAGUUACAAACCCAUGCAUGCAAUUUUAGAGUUGCGUGAAACUGAAUGCCAUCCAAUUCAAAUGUCUCCACAAUGUGAUUAUCAUUGCUAAGCAAUCUAUUUUCUACCAUCAAGAUACUCAUUGAGAUUCUCACUAUCUUAGUUACCUGGUUCCAACUGAUGACUGAACUAAUGUUUCUAUGCUGUUUCUGCUCAAUGAUCACAUCAUUCACUUUGAAUCAAGAUUCCAAAUAUCCAGGCCUAAGAAAAAUUUUAAAUGAACAAAUACAUGCAUCUUCUAUGUUUAUUUUUCAUGCACCAACUAAAUGAAGCAGCACAUCCUGUCUAUGGUAAUUUCCUCCACAAUUCAGGCUUAGCUUUUCUUUAAAUUUUCAUUCACUUUUUUUCUCUUUUCCCAUACUCUGCAGUGUAAAAAUGCCAGUCUGCUUACGACUUCUUCAAAUGCAUGCAGUUUUUUCAUGGUGGGCUUUACCGUUGGCUCCACUUCAACACCCACUUCACCUUGAAAUUCUACUUAUGUUUCAAGAUUCAUCUUUAAACAUCUUCCUCAUUAAACAUUUUAUGAUUGCUCAAGUGAUAUUUGUUCUGUCCUUAUAAUUUUCCUUUCAUAUUGCUUUGUUCAUGACAGUUUUGCCUUUAUAUGUGUGCACAUCUGUGUGUAUAUCAUUAUAGCUUUCACAAGACUGUACAUUUCCUAAAUAAAAAGUCUUGAUUUUAUUUGAAGCUUCCAUAACACUCAGCAGAACACCUUUCACAUAGCAGAUAUUUAUUAAUAGUUGUUGAAUUGAACUAUACAUAAAAACCUAUCAAAUAGUCUAUCUAAAAAUUCCAGCGAUAACUCCUUUGAUUCAAUAUCUGACAUGUGUAACACAAGAAAUUUUCAACUGUGUAAAAUUUUUUUGCCGAUAUUACCUGGUAACUGGUCAUAGUUCUAACUUUCCAAACUACAUAGUUGAAUGGCUAUUUUGGAAGUUUCAGUCUCAGAAAAUUGUCUCGGUUUGGACCCACAUCCAAUAAACAUGUACUUCUUGUCUAUUCUUUUAAAAAAAAUAGAUUUGGGAUGCAAAGUUUUGUUACAUGGAUAUAUUGCAUAGUAGAAGUCUGGACUUUUAGUAUAGCCAUCAUCCAAAUAGAGUACACUAUACUCAUCAAAUAUUUCUCCUCUCUUACCCCACUUCUACCCUCCUAUGCUUCGCAGUCACCAAUGCCUAUCAUUCCACUCUAAAUGUCCAUAGGUGCACAUUAUUUAGCUCUUACUUGUAAGUGAGAAUAUGCAGUAUCUUACUUUUUGAGUUAUGUCACUUAAGAUAAUGUCCUCUAGAUCCAUCCACGUUACUGCAAAAGACAUCUCUUCAUUCUUUUUUAUGACUGAGUACGAUUCUAUGCUAUCUUCCCUACUGACCACAUUUUCUUUAUCCAGUCAUCCAGUGAUAGACAUUUAAGAUUGAUUCCAUAUUUUUGCUAUUGUUAAGAGUACUGUAAUAAACAUAUGAAUACAGAUA
Callithrix jacchus (white-tufted-ear marmoset) is the source of this 2535-nucleotide messenger RNA. Its product is annotated as olfactory receptor OR51C1-like. Gene Ontology annotation, cellular component: plasma membrane. NCBI's taxonomy places the organism in Eukaryota, Metazoa, Chordata, Mammalia, Primates, Cebidae. The record is from RefSeq and is a predicted model, not a curated record. Gene Ontology annotation, biological process: G protein-coupled receptor signaling pathway. Gene Ontology annotation, molecular function: olfactory receptor activity; G protein-coupled receptor activity.